CGAGUUGCACGAUCAAAAUGGAAAAUUGAUCACAAAAUGUAUGUAUAAUAUUAUCGGGACACAAAUCUAGUAGAUCGGAUUAAAAAGGGCACCCGACCCGACCCGACUCAGCAAUAAUCUGACCCGACGACGUGGCAUGAUUUUAUGACCCUACCGACCUUUCUCUUUUCAACUCUAAAAUUCAAAGAAACAAAAAAUUGCUCAUAAUUAGCUCCUUACGAAUCCAAAUUUGCAAAUUGAGUGUGUAAUUCGGCAAUUGAUCAAAUAUGGCAUACGAAGAAGUUGCAAUAGAAGCAAUUAAGCAUGCUUUGAAGUCCCUUAAAAAGCGGCAUUUAGUGGAAGAAGGGGCUCAUGCUCCUGCUUUGCUUGCCCUCAAUAGGCCUCUCGUUUUGCAGGGUUCAGAGUGGAAAGAGAAAGCUGAAAAUCUUGAACUGGAACUUCAACAAUGUUAUAAAGCUCAAGCACGACUUUCAGAGCAGCUUGUAGUGGAAGUGGCUGAAUCCAGAGCAUCAAAAUCUUUAAUUCAAGAGAAGGAAACUGUCAUUACUGACCUUCAAAACGAGCUAAAUCAAGCAAGGGAUGAAUGUUCACGUUUAACUGAACUUCUUGAGGAAAAGACUAAAGCUUUGGAAUUGCUUGUGGAUGAGCACCAGGACCUUAAAGCACAACUUGAAGCAAUGACUCUGAGAGCAAACAAUGCUGAGGCAGAAAAUAAAACAUUGGUUGACCGAUGGAUGCUGCAGAAGAUGCAGGAUGCUGAGCGCCUUAACGAGGCUAAUUCUCUCUAUGAAGAUAUGCUUGAUAAGGUCAAGGCUGCAAGUAUAACGAAACUUGCUCGUCAACAAGUGGACGGUGUGGUCCGCCAAAGUGAAGAUGGUGCAGAAUUUUACCUUGAUUCUCCCGUUCCUAGUACUUGCAAGCAAAGGAUCCCAGCCCAUGAUGGUGGAUGUGCGUCGAUUCUUUUUGAGAAUAACUCUAGUAAAUUGAUAAGCGGUGGGCAGGACCGGGCAAUUAAAAUGUGGGAUACUACAAGUGGAUCAUUAACCAACAGUCUUUAUGGUUGUCUGGGUUCUGUCCUUGAUCUUUCCAUCACACACGAUAACAAAUUCAUCAUAGCAGCAAGCAGUUCAAAUAACUUGUACGUGUGGGACGUAAAUUCAGGCAGGAUACGUCAUACUCUUACUGGGCACAUAGAUAAGGUUUGUGCAGUUGAUGUGAGCAAAUUUUCAAGUCGCCAUGUGAUAAGUGCUGCGUAUGAUCGCACUAUAAAAGUUUGGGAUCUGCAGAAGGGUUACUGUACCAACACUAUUAUCUUUCACAGUAACUGUAACAGCCUUGCGUUUAGCAUGGAUGGAUUGACUAUUUGUUCUGGUCAUGUUGAUGGGAAUCUUAGAUUAUGGGAUGCUCAAACAGGCAAGCUUCUGAGUGAAGUUGCUGCACAUUCACAGGCUGUUACGUCAGUUUCACUCUCUCGAAAUGGAAACAUGAUAUUAACCAGUGGGAGAGACAACUUGCACAAUCUAUUCGAUAUUCGCACCCUUGAAAUUUGUGGCACUUUCAGGGAAAAUGCGAACCGAGUGGCAUCUAAUUGGAGCCGAUCGUGUAUGAGUGCAGAUGAAAGUUAUGUUGCUGCAGGUUCUGUUGAUGGGUCUGUUCAUAUUUGGUCAGUAUCAAAUGCUAAAAUGGUAAGCACAUUGAAAGAGCAUACAUCCCCAGUACUUUGUUGUACAUGGAGUGGUCUUGGGAAACCUCUGGCUACCUCAGAUAAGAGUGGAAUCGUAUGUAUUUGGUCAUGAUAUCAUUUCAAAGUUCCCAAGUGUUUUGAGUAGCGGCAUGUUCGGUCGACCUGUUAUAGAGUGCUCAGUAGUGUCAUUUGUUCAUUUUAGUUUGCUUAAAGCACAAAUUUGGUUAUCAUACUGAUUGUGAAGCCACAAAUAUGCGCAUCCUACUUGUAUAAAAAUCAUGGGCUGACAUUGUACAUACUACGUUAAGCUUUUAAGCUGAAAAAAUAGAUAUCUUUAGUUGA
Messenger RNA from Capsicum annuum, 2026 nucleotides. RefSeq names its product autophagy-related protein 16. Bases 267 to 1796 code for a protein of 509 amino acids. The transcript has 5 exons. Gene Ontology annotation, molecular function: protein binding. The record is from RefSeq and is a predicted model, not a curated record. Gene Ontology annotation, cellular component: autophagosome membrane. Lineage: Eukaryota; Viridiplantae; Streptophyta; Magnoliopsida; Solanales; Solanaceae. Gene Ontology annotation, biological process: autophagosome assembly.